AUCACAUAUGCCUUCUCCUCUUGGUAGAUUAUCUCAUUCUAAAAAGAAAUGACCAAAACAUUUACAGUCUUCUCCUUAUUUACCUGAAUGCUUAUCUAAGCAUACAUAAAGAUACUAUAAAUAACAUGCAUACACAGAUGACUCAUUCUAUAUAUAAAUAGAACUAUGUAAUAGGAAAUUUACCGUACGUUGUAUCCUGUAUUUAGUAUCCCUACAAAAUCUGAUGUUAUUAACUUCAAAUCAUUCAUACGGAUAGGAAGACGAUAUAACAUACUGAGAGAACAAAAAAUACGAUGGGAAAUUCCGGAUCUGGAGAAUUCGCCUAUGAAAAACAUCAUCCGCUGAAACGUUUUCCUAUGUGUGGAACCAAAUGGCAUAUGUAUCCUAGUUACACAGAAUUUGCUGCAUUAUAUUUAUCUAGAACCAUAUCAACAAGGAGUUGUCGACGCAGCAUAGGUGUGCACAGAAAGCAAAAUUCAUCCAUAGCAUACUGUACUGACAAAGCUGAAAGCAGGAGGCCAAUGGACUUACAAAAAAGAAACGAAACGUGUUUAAUCUGGAGAGAAAAUUGUAUGGCUUUCAAAACAGAACUCGACGUGGAAACGUCGCAAGAGGGUUGUCGCUUGACAUUUAUUGAGCAAAAUGAAUCUUCAACAUCAGGUAAGUUUGAAAUGCUUCGAAAUGAGAAAAAAGCGAAAUCCGGUCAAAUAACUAAACGCGAACUUGAGCUAGAACUAGAAAACAAGGAACUGAAAUGGAAACUUGCAGAGAGCGAAAAGGAAAAACUUGAUAUAAAGCAAAAACAUGAAAAAGCUUUUAUGACACUCGUCAGCGACAAUAGAAAAAUGAAUGAAAAUUUGAAGGAAAUUCAAGUUCAUGUUCGGCGAGAGAAGAUUGAGAGUGAACAGACAAAAGACGAAGUCGAAAGAGUUCUCCAAGAAAGAGAAAAAUUGAUUGACGAGGUAAAAGCUCUUACCCAAGGUUUUGAGAGGAUGAUUGACGAAAAGAAACGCAUGCAAAUUAUCAUUGAAACAAGUAUUUCAUCUUUUGACAGCAAGUUGCACGCAAAGGAUGAAGAAAUACGCGAUCUACAAGAAACGAUCGACAAUGACAGAAAACAGUUCAUGGAGGAACGCGAUGAAUACUUGACAGUGAUUGAGUCACUGAAAGCUGCGCUAUUAAUGCAUGAAAACCGGGAAGUAAGAAUCAUGUAACAACAAACACAUUUCUGGGAUUGGAAAACAGCACACUAAGACAUGUGUUAUUACUACUUGUAUGUGUUUUUCUUCACCAAGUAUUUCUUAAAACCAUUUUUAGUUUAUGAUAUGAAAAGCUAUGACGUUGGUAUUCCGACAGGAACAUAUCCUUGUUAGAUAUAGAUGUCGAUUGUAUUUUAAUUACUAUCGCUAAAUCAUCAAAACUAAUGUUAUUGACAUAAUGCUACUCCCACGAUGAUUAAUCUUCAAAUUGUAUAUUUCAUUAUUUUUUUUAUAUACUAUUUAAAUUAUAUCGUUUUUGAUAAAAUAGUAAACUUUGCAAUGAAUAUCUAAAAUUUUCAUACAAACAUUUUUUUGCAUCAUACUAAUCAAAACCAGUCAUUUACUGAUAUAAGCUAUUCGCUUAAUAUGAUAAUUAUAUACCUUCUAUCAUUCCAUUAUCAUAUUUGAUAUUUGAUAUUUAUGCAGGCGCACUAUAGGGAGUACAAGUAUCAUGGUUCAAUUUAAUGUUUUUUGUGAAGAUUUAUCUUAUAUUAUUCUUUUUUUCAUAUUUUGUCUUUAUCUCUUUUUUAGG
Pecten maximus is the source of this 1791-nucleotide messenger RNA. RefSeq names its product desmoplakin-like. Bases 294 to 1214 code for a protein of 306 amino acids. The record is from RefSeq and is a predicted model, not a curated record. Lineage: Eukaryota; Metazoa; Mollusca; Bivalvia; Pectinida; Pectinidae. The transcript is spliced from 2 exons.